Messenger RNA from Drosophila mauritiana, 1241 nucleotides. RefSeq lists its product as uncharacterized. The record is from RefSeq and is a predicted model, not a curated record. NCBI's taxonomy places the organism in Eukaryota, Metazoa, Arthropoda, Insecta, Diptera, Drosophilidae. The transcript has a single exon. Bases 352 to 1227 code for a protein of 291 amino acids. Gene Ontology annotation, molecular function: structural molecule activity.
UGAUCUGAAUUGAACCCAUUCAAAAUUUCGGUCAUUUCGUCAUGAGUUCCCCCAAAAUGUGCGUUCGGCAUUUGAGUAUCUGCAUCUGUGAAUCUUUUUCAAAUGCUGCUUCAAAUCCAAACGUAAAAUCCGUACGCAUUCGUAUGCGAAUGCGAUCAAAAUGUAUUGGCAGAGACCGAAAUAAAGUGCACAUGGCUCGCCGCCGAUUGAUAAAAGAUAAAAAUAAAGAGAUCGGCCUCUCUUUAUGCGGAAUGUGCGCUCGCAUUCGCCUGUAAAUUCUCGAAGGGAACGCGUGCAAUUCGGAGCAUCGAAGCACCCAAGGUGAUUACAUAAAACCAGAAAACCAGAACCAUGCAGAAGGCCAUCAAGAAGGAGCUCAGCUUCUCGCUGGACACGCUGGAGCGUUAUAGAGCCAAGUACGGACGCAGUGCAUCGCUGGACACAAACGGCACAACAAUUGCACACACAGACGGCGAGCCGGCUGCUCCUGCGCCGCCACCGCCUUCGAUCUUCACAAAGUCUUUGUCGCCACCAAAGAUGACCAAGCUGCAGGAGCUGCAGCAGAAGAAGGAGGCCUAUUUAAGGGCCAAGGAGCACGAGCGGGAAAUGGAGCAGCUGCAGCGCACAGAGAGAAGGUCCAUCAUAAAUAGUUCGGAUACGCCCAAACCCAAGACAGGCAGUCCACCGAGCACUUCGCCGACUCCCAAUGCAAGUUCCUCGUCAACCGCUGCCGUGGCCACCAAAUCCUCCAGUCCAGCUGGCUACACCAACUGGUCGAAUCACCAUGCCACACUCUGCUCCCAGUCGUGGGUGGCCAUCUCCGAGCUCAUGUACUUCUGCGACAAGUAUGAGUUCACCACGCUCAGUACUCGCGAUCUGAGGACGCACCAGGAGAUCGUGGCCGAGGUGAGGGCUCUGCUGUCCGGCAAGGCGCCCUUCGAUCAGCGCACCCGCUUCCCGGGUAACAUUCACGAUCCGGAGAACCUGUGGGUUUGCAUCGGUCGCUGUGCCAGCGUGGAGUACCAUCUGCAGCGCAUCAUCAGCAUCUUUCGCAAACCUCUCAAUCAAUUGACACCGGACAAACAGCGAACGGUGCGUCAGAACUUCCACCUGGCGGUCAGCGAACUGCGACUGGACAUCUCGGCGAGGAUUAGCGAGGUGCGGCUGUACGAUCGCCUGGUCUUUGAGCGCGAGUUCCGGCUGGAGUGGCAGGAUGAGGAGGCCUAGUGGAUAAAAGGGUU